UGUGCGUGUGAUCAGCGUAUAUAUGACCACGCGCAUAAAUUGCAUACCUGCGUUUACCGUUAAUGCCAACAGAACCGGUUAGCUCAUCAAACACCGCAACACAGCACUGUGACAGUGUCAAGUAGUUUCUAACCGUGAAUAACAACCGUCGGUCGUCAACAAAACUGUGCCAAGUCGCGGCUACAAACAAGAUGGCGUUGUGUAACGUUAACGUGUGCGUGUACGCGCUCGUGGUGAUGUUCGGGCUAGGCUCGUGGCUGGCUGUCAACGGUCUCUUCGUGGAGCUAUCGUUUCUCGUCUCGGAACUGCCCGAGGGGUGGAGCCUCCCAUCCUACAUAACAAUCAUUGUACAGGACCACAGCACCGCCCUGCUCUCUCUCACCUUCUUCAUGGCUAACCAAUACGAAUACGUGACGGCGUUCUUCAUCGGAGCCGGCCUCAGCGGCCUCAUCCCGAGUCUGCUGGCACUCAGCCAGGGUUCGAACGCCGAGCCGACGUGCACGAACACGACGAACAGCAGCGACGGCAACUUCACGGUGGAAUGGGUCUACGGCGAGCCGCACUUCUCCGUCGAGAUCUACUUCCUCUGCCUCGCCGUGCUGCAGCUGGCUAGCGGCAUCGCCUUCCUGCUGCUCAACGUGUUGCCCGUGUGCAAGCGAGAGCACGACCCGACGCGCGUCGACAACGACAAAAAGCCGACAGGUGAGAAGCCGAGCGGGGACGCGCCGGAGAAGACACCCGGGCAGCCGCGAGCGCACGACAACCCGGCGUACGAGGAGGACAGAGACGAGUACGACGACUUCGUCGAGUAUAGGCGCGCGUCCGUCGCGAUGGGAGAGUACGCCGUCGGGAGGAGGCUUUCGAAAAAGAAAGAGGAACCUCCGGCGGCCGCCCGCUAUUCCUCUUCGGCCGUCGCCGCCGCCGGUGACCUGCCGGCGGGGUACGCGCCCGAGCCGGUAAAGCUGAGCGCGGGUCAGCUGGCGUGCCUCUACGUCGUGCAGAUGUGGGUGUCGGCGUUGAUGAUGGGCGCGCUGCCGUCCGUCGGCUCGUUCAGCGCGCUGCCCUACGGCUACAACAUCUACCACCUGUCGCUGACGCUCUCCACCAUCGCGAACCCGCUCGCCUGCUGCGUGCCGUUCGCCGUGACGGCGGCCAGCGUGCCGUCGCUGACGGGUCUCACCGUUCUCGCCACGGCCGCCGGAGCGUAUCUGCUCGCGCUCGCCGCCACCAGCCCCGAGCCGCCGCUGCUCGACACGUCGUACGGCGGCGCCGUGUGCGUCGCCGUCACCGUCGCCGCGUACGCGCUCUUCUCGUACGUCAACGUGUGCCUGGCGUCGCUGUUCCGUGAGCAGAGCCACCGCGCGCUGUUCUGGUGCGGCGUGGCGACGCAGGCGGGCGCCUUCGUCGGAGCCAUCGCGCUGUUCCUGCCCGUGAACUGCUUCAAUCUAUUCGAGGAGACGCCGCUAGAGUGUGAAACAGUGGUUCUUAACCUUUUCUGAGUCAUGGACCCCUUUGAGAAUCAGGUGAAAGCUACGGACCGCUCCCCAGAAAAAUGCAGUUAUAUCAGCACGUAAACAUCUUCACGGACCCCCUGAAGCCCAUCCACGGACCCCCUAAAGCCCAUCCACGGACACCCUGAAGCCCAUCCACGGACCCCAAAGCGUUCCACGGACCCCAGGUUAAGAACUACUGGUGUAUAACGAUAGAGAUCGCUGCAAACGUUACGGGAAGUCUCGUGUAGCGACACGUUCCAAACAUCAAGGAGUCUCGUGUAGCGACACGUUCCAAACGUCAAGGAGUUUCUGUAUCGACACAUACGCACAGCGGUUCAUGAGUGCGCUAAACUGUGUGGUAAUCAUUGCGAAAGGCAUGCACGCGGUUUCAAGGCUCGCCAUCAAGAGGACGGGGUUGUACAAUUUGUAGGAAAUGUAGUUUAUGAAAUUAAUAUUCAUUCGCAAUUUUUGUUGCAAUUAUGCAUAUGCAAGAAUUAUUUUUGUUUUAAAUAUUAUAAUUUGCAAAUUACUGCAAAAAACGGUUGGACACUCUUAUUCAUAGGUAAAGUUAGAUAGUUACCCAUUUGCCAGUAUUCACUGUAUUCUUUACAGUGGUAGACUAAGAGGCACAUAGCCGCCGUCUUGGUACAUGAACCAAAUAUUUUAUUAUUUUUUGGGGGAUU
Messenger RNA from Priapulus caudatus, 2176 nucleotides. RefSeq names its product solute carrier family 52, riboflavin transporter, member 3-A-like. The record is from RefSeq and is a predicted model, not a curated record. Gene Ontology annotation, biological process: riboflavin transport. Gene Ontology annotation, cellular component: plasma membrane. Lineage: Eukaryota; Metazoa; Priapulida; Priapulimorpha; Priapulimorphida; Priapulidae. Gene Ontology annotation, molecular function: riboflavin transmembrane transporter activity.